AUGUCAUCUACUUCGCUCAAGCAUGUGAUGUUUUAUUAUGAAAUAGAAAUGUUUUGUAAACGAGCAGAUGAGAAGACAAAUAUUAUGCUGCUGUAUUAUGUUAAUAAUUACAAGCGCGUUUACGGCAUUUACACUGUGUGGUGUUAUUUGACCGCCAUCGGUGUUAUUUGCGGGCCGUUACUGCUUCCGCAACAAUUACCGACUCAUGCAAAGUAUCCGUUUUCCGUGGAACAGCAUCCCGUAAAAAGUAUAAUAUAUUUACAUCAGUCAAUAGUCGGUUUACAAGCUGCAGCUGGACUGUGCAUUCAGGUAAACCUCGCAAUUCUUCUAUUCUACUCUUCGGUGAGAUUUGAUUUGCUAGCACAGAAAAUUCGUAAUAUUACGAAUGAGCAUGAACUCGAUACGUGCAUCCAGUUGCAUGAUGAAAUAUUAAGAUAUACAGCCAAAGUAAUUAACGUUGUACGACCUCUGCUUUUAACUACAAUAACAACGACGGCUAUAGGUGUUGUUUUUGGAAGUUUAAACAUGGUUACU
This is a messenger RNA of Dinoponera quadriceps, 534 nucleotides long. RefSeq lists its product as uncharacterized. The transcript has 3 exons. Lineage: Eukaryota; Metazoa; Arthropoda; Insecta; Hymenoptera; Formicidae. The record is from RefSeq and is a predicted model, not a curated record. Gene Ontology annotation, cellular component: plasma membrane. Gene Ontology annotation, molecular function: olfactory receptor activity; odorant binding. Gene Ontology annotation, biological process: detection of chemical stimulus involved in sensory perception of smell; sensory perception of smell. The annotation marks the transcript as partial.